AUGAGGGGUGGAAGAGGGACCUUGGGUAUUUGCCUGGCCAAUGUAAAGUGGUCACAAGGAGGUGACCUGGACAAACUAUCAUGUGGCCUUAAGAAAAGAAGUCAGAAGGGGAGCUCCAGCCCAUCAGACGUGCCUUCCUGGACAGAUCAGCCUACAGCAGAUACUGAUGGAAAGUCACAGGCCACCGUAGCGGCAUCCUUGGAAAUGAAACAUGAUCAGAGCAAGGCCGGCCUCAUACUUCACAGUGGCUCCAAAGUGCUUCAGUAUCUGAAGGAAUCAAUGGGAAGAAAUUCAGCUCCAGGAGCCUCCGUGAGCACAGCUGUGGUUCUGUCCUCUGCUCCUUUGGAAGAACAUCUAGCUGGGGUGUCCUUUGGCAUUGGGGAUGGACUAGGAAGUGUCUUGCCAGGAAGAGGGCCCAAAGCCACAGACAGCCUCGGACAGUACCACAAAGGAGAGUCCUGGGUGUCAGGACAGCCAGGCCAUCCAAAACUGAGGGAAAUGACAUUCCUGAAAGGAGCACCACUGAGUGCUGUCCCCCAGAGGCUGGGCACGGGGUCGGAACUGUCUUACCCAUAUUCUGAGCUGUGCCAGCCACCAUACGCUUAUGCCCAUUACGAAGCUCUCCCAGAAGACCAGAUGAGAUGUGUGUCCCUCAGCUGUUUAAGCCCUGUCUUUCCAGAGCGAACAGUAGAAGGCGAGAACACUCUCAAGUACUUCAGACGGUCUGCAGAUACUCAUGGGGUCACUGGCUCUGCAAUCGUCCAGAUUAGCAAGUCUCUGAUGCCGUAAAGUCCGAGCAGAACAAUAAAAACAGCAGAUUAAUUUUAAAGGUGGUCACCGUUUCUCCUGCAUUAAGUCUGGCAUACGCUGCAGCCACUCAGCUCCUGCUCUGACCCUGUGGCUAGACACCUCUCCGGUGGCUACAGAGGGACAUUUUUGAGCGUGUUUUCAGUCGUUUCAGAAGGACACUCAGAACUGGGAAAUUAUUAACUCUCUGUUGAGUAGGAGGCUUAAAAUGUCAACUCUUUAAAUGACCUUUAUUAAAGUUAUUAACAAACAACAAAGGGAGAGUUACUUUGAGAAAAAAAAAAAGUAAUGUGAAAGAGAUCAGGAGUCCUGGGUCUGGGAGAAGGAAAAUACUUCAUUUGUGACCUAUGUUCUGUUGGCAGAAAAGUCUGAAACUCUUCUGUGAUUUAAAAUUAUCCUAAAUUUAAUAUUGCAACUUCUUCAAAGUGCCUCCAUUGAAAACUGCAGUUCAACCGAGAAAGGACAUUUGCUUGCACAUCUCAGAGGCUAUAAAAUGCAGAGAUGGCAAGACUCAUCAUGGCCAGAGCAAGGCUAACAAGAAGUUGAGAGGGCAGCCCACAGGUCUCCCCUUCCUUCAGAUGGCCAGAGGUGAGUGGGCAUGGCGGCAUCUGGGAUGCCCUCGAGAAGAGGUUUCCAUGAUAAAGAACUCUGCUCUGAAUGGUUCUCUCUGAUCUUACACAGGACAGACCAGUCACCUAGAAGGAGAUGAUCUCUUUUACAUGAAGAUUAAGUAACUCUCCCCUUGUGGUUUGUUGAUAAUUUUGAUGACGGUUGUUUAAAGAACAAACAUUCUUAAGCCUCCUACCCAAGAAAGAGUUAAAAACAGCCACAGGAGCUGGGAACCUGACUGUGUAUGUCAUUUAUAUUGUGUGCUAAAUUACUAUGCCAUGGGCUAUUUUAGUGUUUUGGGAAAAUAAUAAAAUCUGUUCUUUAGCAUAAUAAAUUGUUUUA
Messenger RNA from Psammomys obesus (fat sand rat), 1758 nucleotides. RefSeq names its product family with sequence similarity 220 member A (gene Fam220a). Gene Ontology annotation, biological process: protein dephosphorylation; negative regulation of transcription by RNA polymerase II. Gene Ontology annotation, molecular function: STAT family protein binding. The record is from RefSeq and is a predicted model, not a curated record. Gene Ontology annotation, cellular component: nucleus. NCBI's taxonomy places the organism in Eukaryota, Metazoa, Chordata, Mammalia, Rodentia, Muridae.